This is a messenger RNA of Daucus carota subsp. sativus, 2966 nucleotides long. RefSeq lists its product as uncharacterized. The transcript has 3 exons. Gene Ontology annotation, cellular component: mitochondrion. Bases 11 to 1024 code for a protein of 337 amino acids. Lineage: Eukaryota; Viridiplantae; Streptophyta; Magnoliopsida; Apiales; Apiaceae. The record is from RefSeq and is a predicted model, not a curated record.
AGUAUUUUCUAUGGAUCGAUGGAGUGGAAUUAUGAAGGUUUCUCUGAAUCCAUAUAGCAGGGCUCGCUACCAAGUUGCAGCAUCUCUCUGCCUCUCAUCUUCUGGCACGCUUGCUGCGCCCUCUCAAAAUGCCAUCUUUUUCAGUGGUGAUCGAGUUGAAGGCACAGGAAAUCCAGUAAUUGAGAAGCUUUCAAAUCUACAGACAAUUGCUGAGACUUUGGUGUCUAAACUUGGUAAUACGACUAAUGCUUGGGUUAUUGAGGCUUCCACAUUUAAAGGACCUUUUGCCAUGUUCAAGGACUUCGUUCCCUCUGUAGACCGUAUGGGAGAACCACAAUCUUAUGAUGCAAGUGGUUUUCCAGCAUCUAAAUCAAUGGUCUUGCUUUUGUCCAAUUGCUUAAAAGAGGUUAAAAUUCUCAUUUCAAAGAGACUGGGAAAACCAUACCAAGAUGGAGUUUGUGCGCCAUGUUUGCAUCAACCUGGAACAAUUCUACUUGGCUUUAGCAAGGGCGGUGUGGUACUUAAUCAGCUAAUUACUGAAUUUGCCUUUUUAGAUUUAAACUCAUUUAGAAGUUUCGGAGAAGUGAAUGCAAUAUUUGAUACUGGAGAACUUGUUCAGAUAGAUAAUCAGAUUGUACCUUCAUCAUAUUAUAUUCUGCUAGACAGCAUAAGUGAAAUCCAUUUUGUUGAUGCCGGGUUAAAUUGUGCUGGAGCAUAUCUUACUGACCCUGAUGUGAUUCAGAGAAUGUCCAAACGUCUCCUACACAGAGCUCAAAGCCUUAAUAUUGUACUUCAUGGAACUCCUAGGCAAUGGUGUGACAGGAUGCGAGUAUGGAUACGGGAGGAAAAAGACACACUGGUUCAGCUACUGAAGUCAGAAGCAGAGAGUGGGGGGAAUUUGUCUAUAAGUGAAAAGCUAUAUUUUGCUGACAUGACACCUAAUCUGCAAAUGCAUUUUGAAAUAAUAGAAAUUUUGCAUCUGAAGAAUGCACAACUAAAUGUCUGCAAUGCACGGGAUGCAUGAGGUAAAUAUUAACAACAUUACACCUCAUAUAAAAUUGUUAGUACUAGUAUUAUAGUUGUGCUGUGGAUAAUUUGUGAACUUUGCAUAUUACAAUUCUCAGAAUGUGCUUGGUCGCCUAAGCUUUAUGGAUAGUUAUAAUAGAUGAUGUUAUUCUAAAUAUUUUAAUACUAAGUCAGUUGUUAUUAUGUUCAUUGAUUGGAGCUAAUGUCUUCUUUAUCAAUGAAAGUCGAAAUAAGAUGAUUGUGAUGAAUCAAACAAGGACAUGAUUUUCUCCAUUGAAAUAAGUAGAAUGAAUUGCUGGAGAACUAUUUGCUGUGCUUUACUCUCUAAAUUGGUACAAUUUCAUAGAAAUAUGCUUCAUUGCAAUAGAGAAAGUAGGAAGAGGUUAUUAGUGAUUAAAGUGUACCAUUUACCUUUUUAAUUAAUUGAGGUAAGGAUUUGUAUUUGCGUAGUCACUAUUUAGUAAUGGUGCUUAUCCCGGAUUCCCUUAUUAUUUAUUUGUUUUGUUGUAUAUUCUUUUCAGCUGCGUUAGUGUAGAAUUGGGUUCGAUAUAGGUUGUCUCCAUAGGCUUCGAUGCUAACUUGUUCUUUUACUACAUUAUAAGCAUAAUAAUAAUUUUAGAAUUAUUAUAUGAUCAAAAGAUGUCACUUGUUAUCUGCAGGCUACCGAGUGCCUGUAGUUGCAAUUUAUGUUUGCGAUCUCACCAGAUAGUAGCUAUCUUGAAUUUUACAUUAAACUGUGUCAUCUCAGCCUAAAAGUAUGAUGAAUAAUGUCAACAAUCAAUUGUAGAGAUACUGGCCUGAAUAAAAUGGUGCAAGCUCGACCAUUAAAAAGGAAGAUGACGGAAAUUUAAGAGAUGCAGGAAAACCAAGUCGUAGCAUUAAAUAGCAUUUUUUUGGCUAAUAGCAUGAAGUUGAACAAAAGUAAUAUUAAAUUUAUAUUACUUUGUGGAUAUUGAUUUAAAAUUUGUGGCCUUUUUCUUGAAUUUAUAUUAUUUUGAACUAAAAUGCAGUCCCAUAAGUAUAUAGAGAAAUUAACUGUCAUUCUUCUCGGCUUUUCAUAUAUAUAUAUAUAUGCUAUACAAAUUAGAUGAAGAUUAGAUGAAGUUGACAGGAAUAACUGAAUAUGGAAGUGUGUCAUCAUAGGAAUUAGGUUUCACUGUAACUAUGUAAGGAGUAACUGUAUAUUGGAUUUUUUUCUGAAGCCUCUAUCUUACUAUUGAUUUUUCGUCCGCCCAAUGAAACAUGUUCUCUAUUAUUCUUUGGAACGGUAAUGCUUAAUAAUUGCAGCACCGUUUUAUAUUGAGGAUCCAUUGUGAUGUUUAAUCAAGCACAAAGAAACUUAAGAAGAAACAUAUAAUAUCGUAAGUGACAUUAUUGCUUUUUGACCCUAAUAGACAAAAUCAUGAAAUUGAGUGAGAAACAACUACAUGGGUACCCAAAUGAUAGACUCCAUUAAACAAUAUUGUUAUAUUCGGUAUCUUGAACCUUAGUAAUUCCAAUUGUUUUUAUUUGAAUGUUGUUUCUAUUUCAUCCAAACCUGGUGUAUACAUGUGUGUUAAAUUUUAACUAGUUUGAUUACGAUUGUUUCGUAUUUAUAGAUCCUGAUGUGUAUAAAUAGUUCAUAAGACUAAGAGGACAAGAAUUAUUAAAAAGCAGCAGACUGUAUUUAAAUGUAUAUUCUAAUGAAUACUUGAAGUCGGUUAUGUUUUAUGUAGAUGAUUACUGAUUUAGUGUUCAGUUUCAGUCUUUAAUUGUCUGCUGCUGUUGUUGAUUGUUUUAAGAUGUCAUUUGGUUAUGUCCUUAUAAUGUGGUUGGAUAUUGAUAUUCUUAAGUGUUAACAUAUAAUGUCCUUAACUGCGUUCAUAACUUUCAACCGCAGGCACUGUACGCUGGUAUGUACUCUCUUCAUCUAUGCGUGGAAACCCUGCUUUCUUUCUUCA